This is a messenger RNA of Hevea brasiliensis (rubber tree), 1730 nucleotides long. RefSeq lists its product as uncharacterized. The transcript has a single exon. NCBI's taxonomy places the organism in Eukaryota, Viridiplantae, Streptophyta, Magnoliopsida, Malpighiales, Euphorbiaceae. The record is from RefSeq and is a predicted model, not a curated record. The coding region runs from base 442 to 1362 and encodes 306 amino acids.
CGUCUCAUUACAGCCUCUAGUUUGAGAUUUUUUCUCCAUUCACCAACCAAUUUUUUUCAUCUCCAUUAUUCCUUAUCCCCUUUCUUCAAAAGAAAAAGGAAAAAAAAUCUUUCUGGAACCAUUUUCCUGGAAAAUUGUUUCUGCUUCUGUUUCUGUAGCUGCAAUAAAAGACUAUAUCAAACUAACAGAGACAAUAUUCAGGUGGUUCUUGUUUAGCAUCAAGAUCUUUGUAGCUCAAUUUUUUGCUGGGAAAAAGGAUUAUUUCCUUGUUGAGAUAACAUGAAAGUUCUUGUUCUUGUCCUGAUUCAUAAUCCAGAAAGAUGAGGGAUGUUUUCAUUGCUAGUCCUAUCCUGGUACUGCAACAUUAAACGUGUGAUUUAAUAACUUAUAACAUUUGAUGUUGCUUAUUGACAGCCCACAAAAUCAUAGCUUUAAAAGUCAAUGUCUUUCCCACAUCCAUUGAGAGCCUUCUCAGUGGGGGCUCAAUCAUCCACACAUUUAGCAGAGAAAAUAGUAGAGGAUCCAGCAACCAAUAAAACGCCUCAGAGCAUGGUAACCUGCUUAUACCAGACGCAUAUGUCGGCAGCAUGUUGUAAUGUUAUAGUUUCAUGGUGCAGGAACCUUAUGAAUCAUUCUCUCAAUCUCAUCUUCAAUAACCCUGAAGGUGGUGACAUCUAUUACAGUUGCAAGAUUGACCUUAAACCAUGGCUUUUCUGGAGCAAAAAAGGGAGCAAGUCAUUUGAGCUCGAAGGAUGCCAUGUUGAUAUCCAUUGGGAUCUACGUUCUGCUAGAUUUUCUGGUAGCCCAGAGCCGUGCAGCGAUUAUUAUGUUGCUUUAGUUUCAGAUGGAGAGGUUGUAUUAUUGUUAGGAGAUUACAAGAAUAAGGCUUAUAAAAGAACAAAAGCAAGACCUGCUCUAGUGGAUCCCACCUUAUUUUACAAGAAGGAAAAUGUAUUUGCCAAGAAAUCAUUCUCUACCAGAGCUAAAUUCGACGAAAGGAAACAAGAACAUGACAUUGUUGUAGAGAGUUCAACUUCAGGACCUAAAGAACCUGAGAUGUGGAUUAGCAUAGAUGGAAUUGUGGUGAUUCAUGUUAAGAACUUGCAGUGGAAAUUCAGAGGGAACCAAACUGUGAUUCUGAAUAAGCAACAGGUGCAAGUUUUGUGGGAUGUUCAUGAUUGGUUGUUUAAUAGCCCUGGAGCAGGUCAUGGGGUGUUCGUAUUUAAACCAUGGGCACCUGAGACUGAUGAUGACAAAGAUUGCAACAGUGAUACCAGCGACGGGAGCAAGUAUUUUUCAACGACGAGUAAUACAUCAACACCAGAAUUCUGCCUUUUGCUCUAUGCAUGGAAGAUGGACUGAAGCUUAAAUUCUAUGCAUUUGGCAAUGGCUACAAAGAGAAUGAACUACUUGUGCAUAUAACCAUACUCACUUUCUAGUUGUAUCCUGUGUAGUUGCUUUACAGACCUUGACAUCAUUGACAUUUGGUCAGUUUAAUCAAUGAUUUUUCAGAAAUACAUGCAAUAGACGCAGAGACCAUAUCUUGUCUCCUCAAAGAAACUCUCUAAAUACCCUCCUUUGUGCAUAUCAGAAUUUUAUUUCUCUGAUACAUCUCAAAUGCAAGAAAACAAUUGCUUGACAUGAAUGCAAUUUUUCAAGAAAGCUAAAUCCCUGGACAAUAUAUUACGUUCAUGGGAAAUUCUUGCUGUGUUUGUGUCUUUGGUUUUAUA